Messenger RNA from Hydractinia symbiolongicarpus, 1620 nucleotides. RefSeq lists its product as uncharacterized. Lineage: Eukaryota; Metazoa; Cnidaria; Hydrozoa; Anthoathecata; Hydractiniidae. The coding region runs from base 1 to 1620 and encodes 539 amino acids. The record is from RefSeq and is a predicted model, not a curated record. The transcript is spliced from 2 exons. Gene Ontology annotation, molecular function: catalytic activity.
AUGAAUUUGAUGCAUCAUACAAAAAAGUUGCCUGAGUUUAAGGAUAGUGCUAACCAAAAUUUUUUAACGACUUCAAAGAUGGCAGCACGGGCAGACGUGCGUUCGAUAAUGCUACUUGCUGUUUUGUUAAUGGUUUCUAAUUAUGGUAUUUCUUGUUAUGGUUGUGGUGAAAGUAUUAGAAGAAAUCAAACCUCUGAGAAAUGCUGCUCCUGUGGAAAUAUUUUCCAUCUUAAAUGCCUUACAGACAGAAUAGAUGAAAACAUAGAGAAAUUUUACUGCAGCGAAUGUAUCCCACCAGAUGAACCGAAAAUUCCGUAUACCUUUGAUCCUGUUAUGUCAGACUUCAUUGCAAAGAAAGGCAUGAAAUUUCUACAUCAAAACAUAAAUGGGAUCUGCGGAAAGUUGGAUAUUAUAAAAUCUUUCUUAUCCGACGCGAAAAACUGUUUUCAUAUUGUUAGUUUCUCUGAGACACACACAAACGACACUGUAUUGAAUUCGGAGCUAUUUGUCCCGGGGUAUAUACUUGAGAGAAAGGAUCGUGAUGGUGGUGUUUCUUUUUAUAUUCGGGAAGAUUUACAAUAUCGCAGAAGGUGUGAUUUAGAGAUCGAUGGAAUUGAGUUUUUGUGGAUAGAAUUAUUUAUUCCGAAAUCAAAAUCUUUGUUACUCUGCUCAGCUUAUCGACCCCCGGAUUCCUCAAAGUUUCUUGAUAAAAACUUUAUCUCAAAGUUUGAUAAUAUGUUGGAUACAAUAUCAGUCGAAAAUAAAGAAACAAUUAUAUGUGGUGAUUUCAAUUGUGAUUACAAUCUCCCAAGAGUACACUCUAACAUGAAAGAUCUGGUUAAACUGUAUAACUACAGUCAGGUCAUUAAAUCGUCUACACGCAUUUCAAAAGAAAGUAGAACACUAAUUGAUUUAAUUUUUACAACCGAUAAAUCAAAAAUAAACGACUCUUUAGUGUACACUAACUCUCUCAGCGGUCACUGCCUAAUCGGAAUCAGCCGAAAAGCAAACUGUAAACGAUAUCCUCAAAAGAACAUCAAAGCACGUGAUUACUCAAAAUACAACAAAGAAGAUCUAAAGAAUGAAAUUCGCAACGUGCCAUGGGAGAAUUGUUUAACUGUCACCGACUUAAACCAAGCAUGGAACUUAUUCAAAUACUACUUAUCAACCGCAAUCAAUAAACAUGCGCCACUUAAAGAAAAAACUGUACGUGGAAAAUCCAACCCCUGGAUAACCAGAGAAAUCAGAAACUUAAUGAAUACGCGAGAUUAUCAUCAUCGCCGUUUUAAACGAUCAAAUUCUACCGGAGAUUGGGAAAGUUAUAAAUCUUACCGAAACUCUGUAACCAAUCGCAUUCGUGUUGCAAAGGCAAACCACGUUCGUGCUGUUCUGAAAGAAUCUUCAGCAAAUCCAAGAGAUUUUUGGAAACAAAUUAAGUCGUGCUACCCUACUAAAGAUUCGUCAAGUCCGAGCAAAAUAUUCGUAAUCAAUGGAACAGUAACAUCCAAUGUUCGAUCAAUUGCGAACAAUUUUUGCUCUUUUUUCACCAAAGUUGGUUCAAGUCUCAUGAAAUCAUCAAUAACCAACUUUACUUGGAAAAUGUUCAACAUACGUAAUUAA